AUGACGCUUCCCGACAUGGAGUACUAUGAUUGGCUUCGUUUGGAUUUCCUCUUCUCCAAGGGAACUACCCUGCUGGUACCAGUAAUCACUCUACAGCUUUCGCUUCGGUACAAGAUGCAUCGGCAAAACGAACAUCUCGACCUGAGCAUCGUUCUGUUGACACUCAUCUUUUAGGGAAUUGUGCUCAUCCAUGGAGCUUUGAUCGUCGUCAUGCCUAAAGCUUGCAUUCCUCUCAAGAUGCACUGGCAAGACGGCAUCCUCGCGAACAUCUAUUCUCCAAUCGCAGUGUUGAUCCACUCUUCAAUCGAAGUGUUGAUCCACCCUUCAAUCGAAGGGUUGAUCCACUGCCAGUUCCUGUGCGAGGUCGCUUUCUCGGUGGUGAUGCACUUUUAUAUACGAGAGUCUUUGAACUCUCUCUUCAAGACGUGGGAAGGCGUCGUUCUUGCAGAAUUGGAGACUGCUCUGGAGAUCUUCAUCUCCUCCAGCCAUUCCAGCUUUAUUGAGGUCGUUGUGUAA
Molecule: messenger RNA, 516 nt
Organism: Ceraceosorus bombacis
Lineage: Eukaryota; Fungi; Basidiomycota; Exobasidiomycetes; Ceraceosorales; Ceraceosoraceae
Source: the annotation of a GenBank genome assembly